AUGUCGUUCCUUGGUGGCGCUGAGUGCUCUACCGCGGGAAACCCGCUCACGCAGUUCACAAAGCAUGUGCAGGACGACAAAUCACUCCAACGGGACCGCCUUGUUGGAAGGGGUCCCGGGGGCAUGCAAGAGAGUAUGCGGUCGAGGAGUAUGAUGGGUGGUCAAGAUCAGAUGAUGGACGAGUUCGCCGCACAACAACCAGGCCAGAUUCCGGGGGCAGCACCGCAACCAUUUGCGAUGGAACAGUUAAGGCGCGAGCUAGAUCACUUCCAGACCACUCCGCCUAGGACGGGGUCUCCCGGGUGGGCUGCUGAGUUUGAUACUGGCGAACAUGCCCGGAUGGAGGCUGCCUUUGCCGGCCCUACAGGACCUCUAAUGAACAACGGGUCCGCAUUCACACCUGCAGAGUUUGCUCGCUUCCAACAACAGAGUCGGGUGGGCCUGCCACAAACGUCAAGUCCAGCCACGUCCGCGUCGCCGAUGAUGGCAGGUUAUCAGCGUCCAAUGGGCAUGGGGUACAUGGGUAUGGGAGGAAUGGGCAUGAUGCAUCCAUCCUAUACACCCAUGGGCAUGCAACAACAGCCAGCGGAGGCCGCUACUCAGGACAAGGGCAAGGGCCGCAUGGUCGAGCUCGAUGAUGAGAACUGGGAGGCACAGUUUGCCGAGAUGGAGACGGCGGGCAACCAGACCCUGGACGAUGAGGCCAACGCGGCUAUGGAGGCGGAGCUGAAUGAUCUCGAUAGGUCAGUCCCCACUACUGACACUGGUAAUGCUCAAGAUUACGGUGCUUUUGAGAGCGUAUGGCAAAGAGUCCAAGCUGAAUCGGCGGCAAGCAGGAAACUGGCGGAGGAAGAUGCCUCUUUCGAUAUUAACGACAGCAUGCACAUGGGAGACCUUGGUGAGUGGGAUGGCUUUGACAAUCUCCACACGCGUUUCCGAGAUCCUCAGUUGGGCGAUUACAUGUUCGAAGAGGAAAACGUGUUCCGGAAUGUGGCCAACCCCUUCGAAGAAGGCGUCAAGAUCAUGCGCGAAGGCGGCAAUCUUUCCUUGGCUGCGUUGGCGUUCGAGGCGGCUGUUCAGAAGGACCCUCAGCACGUUCAAGCCUGGACAAUGCUGGGAUCCGCACAGGCGCAAAAUGAGAAGGAGCUUCCUGCUAUUCGUGCCUUGGAACAGGCGCUGAAGGUCGAUCCCCACAAUCUGGACGCGCUCAUGGGGUUAGCUGUUUCGUAUACAAACGAAGGUUAUGACUCGACAGCGUACCGCACCCUCGAGCGUUGGCUUUCUGUCAAGUAUCCUCAGAUCAUCGAUCCUAAGAAUCUGUCAUCCGACGCAGACUUGGGCUUCACAGAUCGCCAGAUUCUACAUGAACGGGUCACCGAUCUGUUCAUCAAGGCGGCGCAGCUGUCACCUUCUGGAGAGCAAAUGGAUCCAGACGUUCAAGUCGGGUUGGGUGUUCUCUUCUACUGUGCGGAGGAAUACGACAAGGCUGUCGACUGCUUCUCCGCCGCGCUGGCAUCUACUGAGUCAGGCACUGUGAAUCAGAAGGAGCAACUUCAUCUUCUCUGGAACCGUCUCGGAGCUACACUUGCCAACUCCGGUCGCUCAGAGGAGGCUAUUCAGGCAUACGAGCAAGCUCUUACAAUCAACCCCAACUUUGUCCGUGCCCGGUACAACCUUGGCGUAUCCUGCAUCAACAUUGGUUGCUAUCCCGAGGCCGCACAGCACCUCCUAGGUGCUUUGUCUAUGCACCGUGUCGUCGAACAAGAAGGCCGGGAGCGAGCUCGCGAGAUCGUUGGCGGUGGUGAGGGCGGUAUUGAUGACGAACAACUUGAGCGGAUGCUCCAUAUCAGCCAGAACCAGAGCACCAACCUUUACGAUACGCUGCGGCGUGUAUUCAGCCAGAUGGGCCGUCGGGAUCUGGCUGAUAUGGUAGUCGCAGGGAUGGAUGUGAAUGUGUUCAGGAAAGAAUUCGAUUUCUAG
Molecule: messenger RNA, 1980 nt
Organism: Aspergillus viridinutans
Lineage: Eukaryota; Fungi; Ascomycota; Eurotiomycetes; Eurotiales; Aspergillaceae
Product: tetratricopeptide repeat protein
Exons: 2
Coding region: 1-1980 (659 amino acids)
Biological process (GO): protein import into peroxisome matrix, docking
Cellular component (GO): peroxisomal membrane; cytosol
Molecular function (GO): protein binding
Source: RefSeq, a predicted model, not a curated record